AUGAAGGGUGAUGAAGGACCCAGAGGCCUGCCCGGCCCACACGGCCCACCUGGGGCUCCUGGCCAACCUGGACCUGUAGGGCCAUCUGGUGUUGAUGGCACCCCUGGGAGAAAUGGACUGCCUGGUGCAAAGGGCGAAAGAGGUCGAGAUGCAGAGUUCCCACCCAACUGGAAAGAAGAGCUCAAGGGAGAUAAGGGUGAUGUAGGACCUGUAGGACCACCGGGACCUCCGGGACAAAUCAUUGAAACAUCUGGCUCAGUGGCUUCUCUGCCUGGCCCCCGAGGUCCACAAGGUCUACCAGGCCCACAAGGUUUACCUGGACCACAGGGACCACAAGGUUUUGUAGGACCGGCAGGAUCUCAAGGUCCUAAGGGUGAGCGUGGUAUGGUAGGACCUGCCGGUCCUCCAGGACCUCCUGGUCCUGCAACGGUGGUGAGCAGCGACACAGGGAUUGCAGUUGGUGGUGUGGUGGGACCAAAAGGAGAGCCAGGUCCUCAAGGACCUCCAGGACCUGCAGGACCUAGAGGAUUCCGAGGACCUCAGGGAGAAAUGGGCCUGCCUGGUUUUGUGGGCAGGAACGGAGCACAAGGUAAAAAAGGUGAGCCAGGUGUUGGCAUCAAAGGUGAACCAGGUGUCAGCAUCAAGGGAGAAAAGGGCAGCCCAGGAGACAGAGGACUGCGAGGUUUUGUGGGCCCAGCUGGACCACCAGGGCCACCGGGGACAGUUGCUGACGGCCUCACUGUUCCCAGCUAUCUGCCUGGACCAAAAGGUGAUAAGGGUGACCGCGGCAAGGACGGCAUGCCUGGACUACAGGGUCUAGAGGGCCAAACUGGGCCACCUGGCCCACCAGGAUUACCUGGCCGACCAGGGCCACCAGGUCCAGCAAGCUCAUCCAGGCUGGACGAUGACCUUCUUAUGGGCCCUGAAGGUCCACCAGGGCCCCAAGGUCCACCUGGUCCUAAAGGAGAUCGUGGUGAAACAGUAGUAGGACCACGAGGUCCACAAGGUUUUCAGGGCCCACCAGGUCCACCAGGCAUUGGUCUGCCGGGCCCACCAGGACCACCAGGGGACGUCAUCAUUGGCAACAGUGGUAGCUCAGACCGUGUUAUUGCUGGGCCCCCAGGCCCACCUGGGCCCCCCGGUCCUCCAGGUUAUUCAUUUGGAUAUGACAGUAACCAGAGCCAAAUACCCAUUGGUCAAACAGUGGGUGCUGGUGGCGUCAAGGGCGCUGUUGUGUACCUUAACACCCAGGCCUUGAUGCAGGUAUCUUACAACCUGCCUCAAGGCACGCUGGCAUUCCUUACGGAAGAAGAGGUCCUCUACCUGAGGGUCAAGGGUGGUUGGAAGGAAAUUCAGCAGGGUCGCACAAUUCCAAUCAGAGUACCGCCAACAACUAGCAAUAUACCAGAGGACAACACAUCCAGAAGGGGAGAGAGUUCCUUGCCUUCCCAAAGCAAGACUGGGACCAUAUAUGACACUGAUGCUGCAGAACUGGCCAGGUACAAGCAGGAACUUGAGGAGAGGAAGAGAAGAAGGGAGAGGGAAAGAAUACGGAGACUAAACGAAAGUAGAGAUAACGGAGACGAACGGCGGAAUCAGUUUAGGAUAGAGGAGGAGAGGAAGAGAGAGAGAGAGAGGGUACAGGCUGAACAGGAGAGACAGAGAGUGGAGAGAGAUCGCUUGGUGGGGUGGUGGUGA
Molecule: messenger RNA, 1698 nt
Organism: Physella acuta
Lineage: Eukaryota; Metazoa; Mollusca; Gastropoda; Physidae
Product: collagen alpha-1(XVIII) chain-like
Biological process (GO): extracellular matrix organization
Cellular component (GO): collagen type IX trimer
Molecular function (GO): extracellular matrix structural constituent conferring tensile strength
Source: RefSeq, a predicted model, not a curated record